Pieris macdunnoughi is the source of this 3264-nucleotide messenger RNA. The record is from the annotation of a GenBank genome assembly. NCBI's taxonomy places the organism in Eukaryota, Metazoa, Arthropoda, Insecta, Lepidoptera, Pieridae.
AUGUCUUCGAAGGCCAUUUACGAAGCUCAGGGAAAGGACCUGAUUAACAGGCAUAUACCCACCGGCACAGCGUUGGUGCCAUGUCGGUACGCUAUCUUCGAAAAAGGCACAAUUUGGGAGGAUGAACUUGGAAGGAAUCCGUGGCUUAGCAAAGAGCAACUCGUGGUAAAGCCUGAUCAGUUGAUCAAGCGUCGUGGUAAACUAGGCCUCGUUGGUGUUAACAAGAACGCCGCAGAAGUUCGGAAAUGGAUCAGCGAGCAUUGCGGCAAGGAGCAGAAAAUCGGGGCUGCUGUGGGUAAACUUCGGCGAUUUGUCGUUGAACCAUUCGUCAAACAUGACCCGAGCGACGAGAUGUACCUGUGCAUCCAAUCUGGUCGUAGAUCAGACACCAUCAUGUUCCAUCAUCAGGGUGGAGUGGAUGUUGGAGACGUUGAUGCAGUGGCCAUAAGACUUGAAGUACCCGUAGACACGUUCCCGACUGGUGAAGAGAUUGAUGGUGUUCUUAUGAAGAACGUCAAGUCACCGACCGUUAGGCGGAUUCUUACCACAUUUAUCCUAUCUCUGUACCGAGUAUUCGUGGACCUAUGCUUCACAUACAUGGAGAUCAACCCGAUAGUGGUGACCAAUGAGCGCAUUUAUCUGCUGGACUUGGCUGCCAAGUUGGACCAGACCGCUGACUUCCAGUGCGCCAAGAAUUGGGGCGAGGUCACCUUCCCACCGCCGUUUGGAAGGGAUGCUUACCCGGAGGAGGCCCAUAUAGCCGACUUGGAUGCUAAGAGCGGGGCUAGUUUGAAGCUAACCGUCCUAAACAAAUCUGGUCGUAUAUGGACUAUGGUGGCCGGUGGUGGGGCUUCCGUGGUCUACACGGACACAGUGUGCGCCCUGGGUGGUGCUGCUGAGUUGGCAAAUUAUGGAGAAUAUUCUGGUGCACCCACCGAGAGUCAAACCGCGGACUACGCGAAGACAAUAUUCAGUUUGAUGUGCAGGGACAAGCAUCCGAAUGGCAAGGUUUUGAUAAUUGGAGGUGGAAUCGCGAACUUCACGAAUGUGGCUGACACAUUCCGUGGAAUCAUCACAGCUAUUGAGACGUACAAGGACGCGUUAAUACAAUACAACGUUACAUUGUUCGUGAGACGGGGCGGACCCAAUUAUCAGGAGGGACUUCGUCAAAUGCGUGAAGUAGGACAUCGUCUACGUAUACCAAUGUACGUGUUUGGACCGGAGGCGAACAUGACAUCCAUCGUCGGUUUGGCUUUGGGCCAAGCGCCAAUACCGCCUGACCACCAGUUGGAUUACGCGCCCAAGCAACUGCCCAAACCUCAACCAGCUCCGGCCCCAAAAAUCGAGUUGCCAGAAUUGACGAACUCGUUAUUGGACCUAGUUUGCUCCCAAGCCCCAACCAGAAUGGACCUAGGACAGCAAGUCUCCACCGCUAGGCCUCUCUUCAGCGAUAGGACUAAGGCCAUCGUUUGGGGCAUGCAAAAUAGGGCCAUACAGGGAAUGUUAGACUUUGACUACAUAUCUCGACGCUCGGAGCCGUCUGUCGUUGCCAUAGUGUACCCCUUCACGGCUGACCAUAAACAAAAGUACUAUUUCGGAAAUAAGGAAGUUUUCAUACCAGUAUUCUGUGACAUGGAUGUUGCGAUGAGGAAACAUCAAGAAGCAACUGUUUUGGUGAACUUUGCUUCAUUGCGUUCAGCAUUCGACAGUACUAUGCAGGCGAUGCAACAUCCACAAAUCAACACAAUCGUAAUCAUUGCUGAAGGUAUUCCUGAGAAUAUGACGAGGAAGAUCAUCAAACUCGCUGAUGUUAGAGGGGUAAAUAUAAUUGGUCCAGCGACAGUGGGUGGCAUCAAACCUGGGUGCUUCAAAAUUGGUAACACAGCUGGUAUGAUCGACAAUAUUAUUGAGAGCAAGCUGUAUAGGCCUGGAAGUGUCGCCUACGUUUCUCGUUCAGGCGGUAUGAGUAACGAACUAAACAACAUACUGUCUAAACACGCUGAUGGCGUCUGUGAGGGCGUGGCUAUUGGAGGAGACAGAUACCCUGGAACCACCUUUAUUGAUCAUUUGUUGAGAUUCGAAGCAGAUCCGAAUGUCAAAAUGCUAGUACUCCUGGGAGAAGUGGGUGGAGUCGAAGAGUACCACGUUUGUCGUGCUAUCCGCGACGGACUGAUCACCAAACCUAUGGUCGCCUGGUGUAUUGGAACCUGUUCAGACAUGUUCACAUCGGAGGUGCAGUUUGGACACGCGGGUUCGCUUGCUGGUUCCGCGUUGGAAAAGGCUGUUGCGAAGAAUGCGUCGCUACAGAAGUAUGGAGUCACUGUACCGGAAUCGUUUGAUAAUCUCGGUGAUGCUGUCAACAAGGUUUACUUGAAACUGGUGAAAGACGGCAAAAUCAUCAAGAAGGAGGAAGUGGAACCCCCCAAAGUACCAAUGGACUACGACUGGGCGAGAAAACUUGGUAUCAUCCGCAAACCAGCGGCCUUUAUAAGCACGAUUUGUGACGAGAGAGGCCAGGAGCUGAACUACUGUGGUGUGCCCAUCAGUCAAGUCCUGGAGAGGCAGCUGGGUGUCGGUGGAACUAUCAGUUUGUUGUGGUUCCAAAGAGAGCUGCCGGAGUGGGCUUGCAAGUUCUUCGAGCUCGUGUUGAUUGUGACAGCGGACCAUGGCCCCGCAGUCUCUGGGGCCCAUAACACCAUGGUUACAGCCAGGGCCGGAAAGGACUUGAUAUCUUCUGUUGUCUCUGGACUUUUGACAAUUGGAGAUCGUUUCGGUGGAGCUUUAGACCGCGCUGCGAUUGACUUCUGCUCGGCCUACGACCGCGGGCAACAUCCGCAGGAGUUCGUCAACGAGAAGCGGGCGAAGGGGGAGCUUAUUAUGGGCAUCGGGCACAGGGUCAAGUCCAUCAACAACCCGGACUCUCGCGUGCGCGAACUCAAGGCGUACGUGACGUCACGCUGGCCCGCCUGGCCCGUCACGCGGUACGCGUUGGACGUGGAGGCCAUCACCACUCGGAAGAAGCCCAAUUUGAUCCUCAACGUGGAUGGGAUCAUCGCCGCAGCAAUGGUUGAUAUGUUCAGGCACUGUCAGCUGUUCACUCAGGAGGAAGGUAACAACUAUAUACAAAUGGGAUCGAUCAACGCGUUGUUCGUUCUCGGCAGAACGAUCGGACACAUUGGUCAUUAUCUCGACCAGAAGAGGAUGAAGCAGCCGCUGUACAGGCACCCGUGGGACGACAUCACCUACAUGUCCCCACUUAACUAA